AUGCCUGUCUUUCAAGAAACCUCCAACGCGGCGCGAGACCAGAGAAUCCUCCCUUCGCGCGCUCUACCGUUACCCCGACUCUCUCAGCAGCCAGACUUGUCCAAUGUCUCCGAGGAACAUAAGGAAGUCGUCGUCAUUGGUGCUGGACCGGCAGGUCUGUUUCUAACCUUGCUGCUCGCAAGAUAUGGUAUCACAGAAGCCUCACUUCUCUGUCUGGACUCCAAGCCGGGUACGCUGAAAGCCGGUCAGGCAGAUGGACUCCAACCCAGAACUCUUGAGGUAUUCCAAAGUUUGGGAAUAGCAAGUGAGAUCAUCAGUGAGGGAUGUCAUAUGGAAGAGGUUGCAUUUUGGAACCCCGUGCAAUCGAACGCAAACACCAACGGCAAUGGUUCUCAUGAUACAGGAAUUGAACGGACCAGUUUCGCACCCGAUGUCAACGUCCCUGCUCGUUUCCCGUUUGAGGUUACCAUUCACCAAGGCCGAAUUGAGCGAAUUCUGGAAGAGAACCUUCAUCUCUAUGCAGGCAAGAGUGCCAUCAGAAGAUCGCAUCGUUUCCUGGAGUACACAGUCGACGAAACCAACCCUGAAUUCCCCAUCAUGGUUAAAUACGAACAAGAUCUUAAAGAUGGAUCAACUCAACAAGGCACCGUUCGAACAAAGUAUCUCAUCGGUGCAGACGGCGCACGCUCGAAAGUCCGAAAAUGCAUGGGUCUCGAGCUCGAGGGUGAAACAACAGAUCAUAUCUGGGGUGUAUGCGAUUUCGUCGCCGACACCGACUUUCCCGAUAUUCGCAAACGCUCAGCAGUUCACUCAGACGCUGGUUCUGUCAUGGUCAUUCCCAGAGAACAGAUUGCAACGGGCGAGUAUCUCACUCGUCUUUACGUUCAGGUUGCUGAAGAGGUCGACACCAGUGGGGAUACUGGGACAGACAAAAAAUCUGCUGAUAAGAAGCGACGUGGUGCGGUUACGUUGGAAUACAUCUUCGAGCAAGCGCGGCAGGUUUUUGCGCCGUAUGAGAUUAAGAUCAAGGAGGGGACGGAGCCAGAUUGGUGGGCGGCUUAUCAGAUUGGACAGCGUAUGGCUUCCAGGUUUUCUGCUAAGAUGUCUGAUGGAGUGGAAAGGGUGUUCAUUGUUGGAGAUGCCUGCCAUACUCACAGCCCUAAAGCCGGUCAGGGCAUGAACGUCUCGAUGAUGGACUCUUACAACCUCGCCUGGAAGCUCGCCCACAGGAUCCAUGGCCUUACUCCCGCAAGUCCCUAUGGAAUAGACUCUAUCCUCGAAACAUUUUCCCAAGAGCGCGUUGAUGUAGCUCGCCAGCUCAUUGAGUUCGACGCCCAGUUCUCGCACAUGUUCUCCGGUCGCAUUGGAUCAGCAGAUGCCGAGACCUCGGGUCUCACCCAUGAAGAGUUUCUUCGAGUCUUCAGUGAGGGCAGCGGUUUCACUAGUGGUUGUGGACUUCAGUACAAGGAGAGUAGAUUGAUCAAGGAGUUGGAUGCGAAGAGUAACUUGUUCCGGGGAGAUCCACUUCUGGGCGCGUUGACUCCAGGACGACGACUGCUUGAUGUUGAGGUGAAGCGCUAUGCUGAUGCUACUGCUCGUCAUCUGCAAGAUGAAAUGCCACCGACUGGCCGUUACUACAUCCUCGUCUUCACAAGCAACGACCUGCUCGACCAAUCCGGCACUUCGCAGUCAGCUUUACAGUCAUCCGUCGAUAUUCUACAAAAGUUCCCGAAAGGCACCGUAACCCCAAUUGUGAUGCAUCCACUCACUUCAAGAUUCGAGUGGACUGAUCUGCCAGCGGGAGUAAAGACAUUUGCUGAGAUGCGGACUUAUGGAGUGUCAAAGAAGGAGGACGUCUACCAAGUGUUGGGUGUAUCAAAGGAUGAUGGUAUCGUUGCAGUGGUGAGACCUGAUGGAUAUGUUGCUCCUCAAUUCGCCUUGUGCUCUCAGCCUCAGACCUUUACGAUAUUGAUCCGUUGCCUCGCUUGCUGUCUCACUAGUCGUUGCACCACAAUGGCCUCUGCUCAAAACAUCAUCAAAUGCGCCGUACUUUCUACAAGCCGCAAGAUAUCUUACAGUAUCGCACAAAAAUCACAAAAUGGCCCUUGGAUUGUCCUCUCAAACAGCUUCGGCGCUGACACCACUCUGUAUCAGCCCAUCGCUCAGCGCCUCGCCUCAUUAGGCUACCGAGUCCUGAGUUACGACCAUCCGGGUCAUGGUCAAAGUAGUCCUGUCAAAGAUGUCGAUAACGUCGAGAUGGAAGAACUGAUAAACGAUAUCGACGAACUCCUUCGAGUCUUGCACAUCGACAGCAUCCGCGCCUGGGUCGGCGUCUCACUUGGCGCAGCCAGCGGCGUCUACCUAGCCUGCCGUCACCCAAAAUUGAUCCAAAACCUUGCAUACUGCGCAUGCCCUCCUGCAUCUUUUGGCGCCCUUGAUAUAAUGCCGCUUGAUUACUUCGACAAGAUGCGCGCUCAGGCUGAAGCAGAUAGGACUACUGCGACUGUUAUUCGGCAAAUGCACUACGGCUGGGCGAGCAAAGAGUGGCUUGAUGAACAUCCAGACCAGGAUGAACGACUUAAAUUUGCUAGUUCAACUCUGAGUCUCGAUGGCUUGCGUGCGAUGAUGACGUUGCAGAAGAAUAAGCGCUUUGACAUGCGGCCGCUCGUACCUCAGCUUUUGGAAAGCUGUGAGAAGAUAAUGUUUGUUAAAGGAGGCCAUGAUGCGCACCUCAACCCUUUAGUGGAUAUGAUGAGAGAUUUGGUUGUCAAGACUGCGCAGGAGAAGGUACGACUUUAUGGGGAUGAACACUUUGAGUUCCUCACGGUUGGCAGUGACGGCAUCUUGAUGGCGCUAGUUUGCACCCUUCAUUCUUCUAUCAUUUACAUUACCCUCACCGUCAUCAUGGGAAGCAUUCAUCAACCUCACUCACACACCUAUCCAGAUCCAAAUGGCUUCUACGGCCAAUUCGGUGGUAACUUCUACCCACCCGAAGCUCACCAAGCACUCGAAGAACUGGCCACCAAGUACCAAGAACUCCGCCACUCACCCUCGUUCAACCAAACGCUCAACAAAGUCCGCAUCGGUCUGCAAGGCCGCCCAACGCCAAUCCACCAUCUCGAGAACAUCUCCCGAGGAGUCGGCGGUGCUCAAAUUUUCGUCAAGCGCGAAGACCUGAACCACACAGGCGCGCACAAGAUCAAUCACUGCGUUGGUUUCGCACUUCUCGCCAAAGCAAUGGGAAAGACUAAGCUCAUCGCCGAGACGGGGGCAGGUCAACACGGUGUUGCACUCGCGACUGCAGCUGCGUAUUUUGGUCUUGAGUGUGAGGUUCAUAUGGGCGGUGUUGAUACCGAGAAGCAGAAGUCUAAUGUUGGUCGAAUGCAAAUCCUUGGAGCAAGAGUUGUUGCUGCUACCGCGGGACAGUCUGCGUUGAAAGAAGCAAGUGACUCGGCUUUCAAUGCGUAUGUUGAACAGCGAGAGCAUGCGCUGUAUGCAAUUGGUUCGGCGAUUGGGCCCCAUCCAUUCCCAUUGAUUGUGAGAGACUUUCAGUCCGUGAUCGGCAAAGAAGCUCGAGAGCAAUUCCUAGCCAUGAGUGAUGGUACUCUGCCUGAGCAUGUUGUCGCAUGUGUCGCUGGAGGAUCCAAUGCGAUGGGAAUGUACUCUGCUUUCAUUGAUGAUACAGAAGUGAAGUUACAUGCGGUGGAACCAUUGGGACGAUCCGAGAAACUUGGCGAGCAUGCAGCGACACUAUCAUACGGUAGACUAGGUACAUUGCAUGGCGCAAAGACGCUGGUACUCCAACAAGAUGAAGGCAAGCCUGCACCCGUUUCAUCCGUAGCCUCGGGGCUAGUCUAUCCUGGUAUUGGACCUGAGGUGGCAAUGCUUCACGACGCUGGGCGUAUAUCAGUCACAACAGUUGGCAACGACGAGGUCAUCAGCACAUUCUUCCGCAUGGCAAAGAGCGAGGGUAUCAUCAUUGCUCUAGAGAGCGCACAUGCAAUCGCAUUGGCCAUUCGUUUGGCAGCGCAACGACCUUCAUCAGAGCGGAUUCUGGUCAAUCUAUCGGGGCGAGGAGAUAAAGAUGUAGAUUAUGUUCUCGAGCAUCAUGGAACUGGUUGA
Fusarium oxysporum Fo47 is the source of this 4122-nucleotide messenger RNA. RefSeq lists its product as uncharacterized. Gene Ontology annotation, molecular function: FAD binding; tryptophan synthase activity. The coding region runs from base 1 to 4122 and encodes 1373 amino acids. NCBI's taxonomy places the organism in Eukaryota, Fungi, Ascomycota, Sordariomycetes, Hypocreales, Nectriaceae. Gene Ontology annotation, biological process: L-tryptophan biosynthetic process. The transcript has 7 exons. The record is from RefSeq and is a predicted model, not a curated record. Gene Ontology annotation, cellular component: cytoplasm.